Messenger RNA from Odobenus rosmarus divergens (Pacific walrus), 602 nucleotides. It is a transcript of the gene LSM6, whose product is annotated as LSM6 homolog, U6 small nuclear RNA associated (S. cerevisiae). The coding region runs from base 135 to 377 and encodes 80 amino acids. Lineage: Eukaryota; Metazoa; Chordata; Mammalia; Carnivora; Odobenidae. The transcript has 4 exons. Gene Ontology annotation, cellular component: P-body; U6 snRNP; nucleolus. The record is from RefSeq and is a predicted model, not a curated record. Gene Ontology annotation, biological process: maturation of SSU-rRNA; mRNA splicing, via spliceosome. Gene Ontology annotation, molecular function: RNA binding.
UGCAGAAAAGUGCCACCUGCCUCGGCAGUUUCACUUUCGAUUUCCUCCGGAUCUUCGGCGGAGGCCUGCCUUGUGGGGCACUUGGAGCGGGGGUUUGGAUCCCGGCCACCAGAUUUUUGAUCAGGAUUGUUAAAAUGAGUCUACGGAAGCAAACCCCCAGUGACUUCUUAAAGCAAAUCAUCGGACGACCAGUUGUAGUAAAAUUGAAUUCUGGAGUGGAUUAUCGAGGGGUCCUGGCUUGCCUGGAUGGCUACAUGAAUAUAGCCCUGGAGCAGACGGAAGAAUAUGUAAAUGGACAGCUGAAGAAUAAGUAUGGCGAUGCAUUUAUCCGUGGAAACAAUGUGCUGUAUAUAAGUACACAGAAGAGAAGGAUGUAAAGGCGCCAAGAGGACAGUACUUUUCAUACUUGGAUAUAUUUUUUAUGGGAUUUUUUUUGGUUCUUUUGUGACUUGACUUGUCCUGUUUCAUAAUAGUUGGUGAUUUUUCACUGACGUGCGAGUGAGAGAAGUGCACAAAAUCGUGGAUGUAGUUGUAAAGAGCUUCCUCCAUAUUUAAGUUCCAGGCAUUUUCUUUUCCCGCUGUGUCAGUGUGCAGAACGCAAA